AUGAGUUCCCGAGCCAGACCAGAUGGCAAAGUCCCCGAUGACUUGACCCAUCUCAACUCUAAGAACAAAAGAGCCAAAACCUUUCCAGAGGUUCACGAUCCUAGCAAAGUUAACCCCGCUAGAAACAAAAUCCCCCGUGUUCCCAUGCCCGAUUCUACGAGCAGCAGCAGUAACAGUAACAGAACAGCAGAGUCUGGAGUGCGUGAUCACGAGCGAGGCAAGGGGAGGGGUCUGGUCUCUAUGUUAGGGAGACGGGGAGCUCAUCAGUCGGCUCGGAAUCACGCGGGAGAAGAGAUGAAUGGGGAGGAUGGGAAAGCAAAGGGAAAGAAGAAGACGAGCAGAGAUACCAAGAAGAUUAAAAAAAGUGGUGGAUUAGCGAAGCUUAUUGUGGAAGAAGGAGAAAGAAAGGAAAAGUAG
Messenger RNA from Botrytis sinoallii, 417 nucleotides. RefSeq lists its product as uncharacterized. NCBI's taxonomy places the organism in Eukaryota, Fungi, Ascomycota, Leotiomycetes, Helotiales, Sclerotiniaceae. The transcript has a single exon. The record is from RefSeq and is a predicted model, not a curated record. Bases 1 to 417 code for a protein of 138 amino acids.